Boeremia exigua is the source of this 750-nucleotide messenger RNA. RefSeq lists its product as uncharacterized. Lineage: Eukaryota; Fungi; Ascomycota; Dothideomycetes; Pleosporales; Didymellaceae. The record is from RefSeq and is a predicted model, not a curated record. Bases 109 to 750 code for a protein of 213 amino acids. The transcript is spliced from 2 exons.
GCCGUCAUCACCAGCUUUGAAAGGUAGUUUUGAAUUGUGCCAUUGCGCUCGACAGAACAACGGCCGCGUUGCAUCACGCUCGUAGACAGUAUACAGUAUACAAGCACAAUGCUGUCCACCACCCUCACCCGCACAGCGCGCUCCUCGCGCCCCCAGUCUCUGCGCCUGCACCUCCGCGGCCUCUCCACGCUGCCUCAGAACCCGCAAAUAUACGUCCACCCCCACCCCCUCGACCCCACAAAACACAUCCUCUCGCACCUCCCCACCUCGCCCCCAACCCCCCGCCUCGCAAUCGGCACCACGACCUCUCUCCCCGUGACCCCCUCGUCCUUCACCCCGAACCCCGCCUUCCUCCCGCUCCUGUCCUCCGUGCUCGCAGCCCACGCACCCACCGACCCCGCCGUCGCCGCACAAGCCGCUGUCUUCGCAUCCCCGGGGGGCUUCAACAUCGCAGGGUCCGGGAGCGCGAGCGGCGCGGGCGGCGCGGGCGGCGCGAGCGUCGGGGGCUGGAUCCAUGUGUCUGAUACGCGGAAUCCGCCUGAUUUCGGCAGGAUUGCGUGGCCGGAGGAUAUCCUGGGGAGUUUGGAGGUGGAUGGUAAGGGGAAGGUGGUGCAGGGGAGUUGGCAGGAUAGUGGGAGUUACAGGGUCGUGACGAGGGAGGGGGUGUUGGGGCUUACGGCGUUUGUGUGGGGGAAGGUUGUUGAGCGGUUGAGGGCGGAGGAGGCGAAGGGGGAGGAGGGGAAGGCGUGA